UUUUUCCGGCCUGUGAACAAAGAAAAGUAUUCAAGAUGAGUUCCCUGAUCGGCAGUAUAGAAUCUUUUGUGCCAGGAGACAAUUUUAAGAACUUUCGCGACCGAUUGGAGAGUCUCCUGAGUGUCAACAAAAUCACGGAGGAAGAUCAGAGGAAAAAUCUCGCGAUCACGCUAAUGGGAGCAACUGCGUACGAUACCUUGGUUACACUUUUAUCACCCAAGACGCCCAGCGAAGUUACCUACAAGAAAAUCAUGGAGACGCUGUUGAAUCAUUAUGAGGUGAAAAAUAACGUCAUUGCCGAGAGAUGUCAGUUUCAUAUGCGCAACCGCAAAGACGGCGAGUCGGUGAAUGAUUACAUUGUGGAAAUCAAGGCCAUGGCAGACAAAUGCGAGUUUGGAGCAUUCCUGGAGGAGGCUCUACGGGAUAGACUGGUCAGUGGAAUCAAUGAUCAAGUGCUGCAACAGAAGCUGAUCCUCCAGAGUAAUCUCACAUGGGAGAGAGCAAAGGAAACAUCCAUCAUCGAAUUCCGUACACGGCGGAAUGUUCAGGAAAUGGGACAAGCGAUCGGAGGAGUCAAUCUGAUGAGCAAACAAUCCGCCCACGCGAAGCGUCAGUCAUCAGGUGGACAUCAACGUCAUCGUAGUCGUCACAGGGAAGGCGCAAAAGGACAAGAGAAUCGAUCUUCAGCUCCAAGUGGUGCUUCAUGUGACAAAUGUGGACUUCAGCACGCUCAAGGUCAAUGCAAAGCUGCGAAGAGCAACUGCAGGAUGUGCGGGAAGAAGGGCCAUUGGGCUGCGAUGUGCCGCUCCGGGAAGACGCUGACGUCGCUCCAUGCAACAACAAUGGAUAGUUUUAACCCCAUGUAUUUGAAGCUCAACGUAGAUGGUCAGGAUACGAAGUUUGAGGGUAGUGCCUAAGCUUAAGUCAGAUCUGAAGAAUAAGGAUAAGAAAGUACAUUUUAAGUUGCCGGAGCAAAAGUUCAAAGUUAAUGAUUCAAUUUUUUACCGAGUGGAAGAUAAGAAUUCAGUUAAGUGGAUCCCGGGCAGAGUCAUUAAGGUUCUAAGUAGGAUUAGAUACCAAAUUGUUGUUGAGAACAGAAUUUUGCAAGCCCAUGAGGAUCAGUUGAAGGUGAACAACACACCUAUUCAUCCAAGAUGUCGCAUAAUUUUUCAUAAAAAGGAGGAAAUGGAAAGUGAUGACGAUGAGACGACUCUAAAUUCAGAAAGUUUUGAUACCGCGAAGUCUGAAUCAUAUUCGUCAGACUCAGAUCAGCCCCCAAGGCAAGACUCUCAU
Lutzomyia longipalpis is the source of this 1293-nucleotide messenger RNA. RefSeq lists its product as uncharacterized. The record is from RefSeq and is a predicted model, not a curated record. The transcript has 2 exons. Gene Ontology annotation, molecular function: zinc ion binding; nucleic acid binding. NCBI's taxonomy places the organism in Eukaryota, Metazoa, Arthropoda, Insecta, Diptera, Psychodidae. The coding region runs from base 36 to 917 and encodes 293 amino acids.